GGGGAGGCACCCGGCUCACUUUUCCACAUCACUUCACAGUUACAUUUGGCAGGCAGGCGGGCUCGCAUGCCGGAGCGCUCGUCCCAGAAUUAGUGGAUGGAUUUGGAAUCCCCCUGCUUCCUCGAAGCUCCGCCGCCGCUGCUUUGGGCAUAGACCCGAGCGUCAACACACCAGCUGUACUUUUGGGCGGCAGACACCCUAGCCCAGCGCGCCGGCUCUGCAUCUCCGCACCAGGCGCCGCAGCUUCGAGAGGCAUGAACACGAUCCGGAGAAGACUACCCGGGGCGCGGGGAUCCGUGGACAUUCGCCACCCGCAGGAGCUGACCCCCAGCUCCUCUGGCAAUUUAUGAACCAGAAGGCUUGAGGUUUUUCUGCAUCUGGGAACCCGACCUGAAAAAUUUCAAUGAGAAGGAAAACAAAUGGAUUGUGGUCUUUGAAAGGCUGCUUAGACAUGUCUGUUUCCUGGUCCUCUGAACACGUGGCAGAGCUGUAAGUAACCUCUUCGCACUGCGUGAUGAAUUGGAUGGCUUCAGACCCCAGGCAAAAAAAAUAAUUGUCUCAUUUUUGCGCUGAUUUGCUUAACUGGUGGGACCAUGCCAGAAAGGCUAGCUGAGACGCUCGUGGACCUCUGGACUCCAUUAAUAAUAUUAUGGAUUACCCUCCCCUCCUGUGUGCACACGGCUCCGAUGAAUCAGGCUCACGUUUUAACUACUGGAUCCCCUUUGGAACUAAGCAGGCAGAGUGAAGAACUGCGUAUUUUGAACCGCUCCAAAAGAGGCUGGGUUUGGAAUCAAAUGUUUGUCCUGGAAGAAUUUUCUGGACCUGAACCGAUUCUCGUUGGCCGGUUACACACAGACCUGGAUCCUGGAAGCAAAAAAAUCAAGUAUAUCCUAUCAGGAGAUGGAGCUGGGACAAUCUUUCAAAUAAACGAUAUAACGGGAGAUAUCCAUGCUAUAAAAAGACUCGACCGAGAGGAAAAGGCUGAGUAUACCUUAACGGCUCAGGCAGUGGACUGGGAGACAAACAAACCUCUUGAGCCUCCUUCUGAAUUUAUUAUUAAAGUUCAAGACAUCAACGACAAUGCACCUGAGUUUCUCAAUGGACCUUAUCACGCCACUGUUCCCGAGAUGUCCAUUUUGGGUACGUCUGUCACUAAUGUAACAGCCACCGAUGCUGAUGACCCAGUUUACGGAAACAGUGCAAAGUUGGUUUACAGUAUCUUGGAAGGACAGCCGUAUUUUUCCAUUGAGCCUGAAACAGCUAUUAUAAAGACUGCCCUCCCUAACAUGGACCGAGAAGCUAAGGAGGAGUACCUGGUCGUAAUCCAAGCCAAGGAUAUGGGUGGACACUCUGGUGGUCUGUCUGGAACCACAACACUCACAGUGACCCUUACCGAUGUUAAUGACAAUCCUCCAAAAUUCGCACAGAGUUUGUAUCACUUCUCGGUGCCUGAAGAUGUGGUUCUCGGCACCGCAAUAGGAAGGGUGAAAGCUAAUGACCAGGAUACUGGGGAAAAUGCACAGUCAUCGUAUGACAUCAUUGAUGGGGAUGGAACAGCACUCUUUGAAAUCACUUCUGAUUCCCAGGCCCAAGAUGGUGUUAUUAGACUGAGAAAGCCUCUGGACUUUGAGAGCAAAAAAUCGUAUACGCUGAAAGUGGAGGCAGCCAAUAUCCACAUUGACCCACGUUUCAGUGGCAGGGGACCCUUUAAGGAUACAGCAACAGUAAAAAUUGUUGUAGAGGAUGCUGAUGAGCCCCCAGUCUUCUCUUCACCAACUUACCUCCUUGAAGUCCACGAAAAUGCUGCUUUGAACUCCGUGAUUGGCCAAGUGACAGCACGUGACCCCGAUAUCACUUCUAGUCCAAUAAGGUUUUCCAUCGACCGUCACACUGACCUGGAGAGACAGUUCAACAUCAAUGCGGAUGAUGGCAAGAUCACACUGGCCACUCCACUGGACAGAGAAUUAAGUGUCUGGCACAACAUCACCAUCAUUGCUACUGAGAUCAGGAACCACAGUCAGAUAUCUCGAGUGCCUGUUGCUAUUAAAGUGCUGGAUGUCAAUGACAACGCCCCUGAAUUCGCAUCCGAAUAUGAGGCAUUUUUAUGUGAAAAUGGAAAACCCGGCCAAGUCAUUCAAACAGUAAGCGCCAUGGACAAAGAUGAUCCCAAAAAUGGACAUUAUUUCUUGUACAGUCUUCUUCCAGAAAUGGUCAACAACCCAAAUUUCACCAUCAAGAAAAACGAAGAUAAUUCCUUGAGCAUUCUCGCAAAACAUAAUGGAUUCAACCGCCAGAAGCAAGAAGUCUACCUUCUACCUAUAGUGAUCAGUGACAGUGGGAACCCGCCUCUGAGCAGCACCAGCACCCUGACCAUCCGAGUCUGUGGCUGUAGCAAUGAUGGUGUGGUCCAGUCCUGUAAUGUCGAAGCUUAUGUCCUUCCUAUUGGACUCAGUAUGGGCGCCUUAAUUGCCAUACUAGCAUGCAUCAUUUUGCUGCUAGUCAUUGUGGUCCUGUUUGUUACCUUGAGACGGCACAAAAAUGAGCCUCUAAUUAUCAAAGAUGACGAAGACGUUCGGGAAAACAUCAUUCGCUACGAUGACGAAGGAGGCGGGGAGGAGGACACCGAGGCUUUUGACAUCGCAACUUUGCAAAACCCAGAUGGAAUUAAUGGAUUUUUACCCCGGUGGGGAUUGCCAACUCAAAGGUGGGAGGAGAGAAAUGCCGUUCAAACAGGCUGUGGCUAGAAGCAGGAUUCCUGAUUCCCUCCACUGCAUCUUCUUCCACAAGGACACAGAGAUAAACUGUAUUCCACAGUGGACCACAUCAGAGACAGAUGGUUUUAUUGCUAGCGUGUGAAUUUAUUUGUUUAAUCCUCAAAAUAAAUAUUUUAUUGAUGUCCAAUAAUGCUUUUAUUUAUUAAGGUUGGUAAUCUAUAGAUUAAGGGAUUAUAUGGGGGAAAGCUAAAUUAUAUCCAUUAAUAAUCCUUUAGAUUGUUUUAUAUUACUAUCUAUACAAUGAAUGUUUAAUACAUGUACAUUUUGAUGAGAUAAGUAUGGCAGGCAAUAUUAUCAAGGGGAGAGGAAAUAGUCUCUUUAGAGUAGAAAGUGUUAUUGUGACUGGUGAUUACAGGAACAGCAUUUCCCAGAGAAACUUUUGGACUGUUUUCUAUUUUCUUCAUAAUCCUAGUAUUUGGUGUUUUUACAACAAGCACAAACAUCUGAAAGCAUAUUAAUUCCUGUGAAUAUUUAAAGUCUAGACUUUUAGAUAUCUAUAUAAUGCCCCAGCCAAUAAACAUACUUCAAGUUGCCCUCUCCCAACUAAUUUAGAGCAGAAACUGAUUUGUACAUAAUUUUACUGCUUAUGUUUUUUACACUUCUGUCCCUGGUCAUGGUGAUAUGCAGAACGUCUUAGACUACAAAAACAGAACAGCGCUAGAAGAUGUGAGCAUAUUUAAUUUGUAAUGCAGAGCUGCCAUGUAGGAGUAGAAAAUGUAUGAUAAAACUCAAGUAUUCCAUGCAGAACACUUUACUUUUCUACUUUGCUUUAAUGCAAUAUUGUUUAUUUACUCCAUGUGUUGUACUCAGAGAAACUCCUGUAUUGUUUCCUACUUUGUGAAAUAUAUUUUUAUAAAUACCUUUGUUGUCAUCAUUUUUUCCAGAUACAUGACGUUUUCUUAGCACAACUAUUGACUCUAACUAAAAUUCUAAAUUGGGCAUUCAAAUCACACUGUGGGCCAUUCUUAGAUUUAACAGUCUUCAGUACAAACAA
Molecule: messenger RNA, 3768 nt
Organism: Acomys russatus (golden spiny mouse)
Lineage: Eukaryota; Metazoa; Chordata; Mammalia; Rodentia; Muridae
Gene: Cdh8
Product: cadherin 8
Exons: 13
Coding region: 594-2744 (716 amino acids)
Biological process (GO): cell-cell junction assembly; adherens junction organization; synaptic transmission, glutamatergic
Cellular component (GO): synaptic cleft; plasma membrane; adherens junction
Molecular function (GO): cadherin binding; calcium ion binding
Source: RefSeq, a predicted model, not a curated record